GAGCCUGGAUGAGUUAAAGUCCGCGGAGUCCAUACUUCCUCUCGACUUCGACGGUGUGUGUAUCGUGUAUUGUGUGUAAAAACUAAAAAAGAUCAUGGGAUCGGUGGCGUCAGCGUUGAUGGGAGGAGGAGAACAGACCCCCAACGACGGCGAUACAUCAUCGGAGGAAUCACGAGUUAUUGAAUUUCAUUCUUCUAACCGCUGGCAGCUCCAUUACAAUCAGUCAAAACAAUCCCCCAAACUGAUGGUCGUAGAUUUCUCGGCGUCAUGGUGUGGACCCUGCAAGAUGUUGGAGCCCUUUAUCCGCUCUCUCGCUUCCAAAUAUCAGGAAAUCGACUUCAUCAAGAUCGAUGUCGAUGAAUUACAGGAUGUGGCACAGCAAUUUGGGGUGCAGGCAAUGCCAACAAUUGUAUUGCUAAAACAAGGAAAAGAGGUGGGAAGGGUUAUUGGUGCCAAGAAGGAUGAACUGGAGAAGAAGAUUCUUCAGAACAGGGAAGCUCCUAAAUUUGCAGCUUGAUUCAUCUCUCUCUAUUCUCGAAUGUUUGAUUAAAAGUUAUUUUGUGCAAUUGGUAUCAGAAUUCAGAAUUGUACCAAAUAAGUUAAUCGUUUAUGUUUUAGUAUGAAUACUCCAACGUUUUUUAACUACUUGAAUUAAUUAUUGGUGAUGUUGGUUGAUAUAAAGGUCUUUAUCAAUAUAUAAUAUGAUGAUAUUGGCUUC
Lactuca sativa (garden lettuce) is the source of this 718-nucleotide messenger RNA. It is a transcript of the gene TRX2, whose product is annotated as thioredoxin 2. The record is from RefSeq and is a predicted model, not a curated record. Gene Ontology annotation, molecular function: protein-disulfide reductase activity. Lineage: Eukaryota; Viridiplantae; Streptophyta; Magnoliopsida; Asterales; Asteraceae.